AUGGCCAGCGCACUGUAUGCAGUGCACUCCGUCAGAUUUCUUGGCCAUCGCUCCGCUCUGGGACGUCUAUGUAAGCCUGGUAUCGCUAUCAGCUCAACCACAUCGUGUUGUUUAUAUCCGCCCACUAGGCGGAUGAUCACAACAAACAACCCACCGUCCAGGGCUCUUCCCAACAGAACCCGAUCGGCAUCCGUACAGGACAGCCUGAUCUUUGGCAACAUCCUCAGCACACCAGAGUCCGCCCGGAUAUGGAACGACCAGACUCGAACACAGUACUACCUCGACUUUGAAGCAGCCUUGGCAAAAGCUCAAGCCGAGUUGGACAUCAUCCCUCGAAAGGCAGCAGAUCUGAUCGUGGCACAUUGCAGGGUGGAGAAAUUGGACUUCAAUGAGUUAAAGAAAGCGACCGAGCUCAUCGGCUACCCGAUCCUCGGGGUGGUCAAGCAAUUGGUGAAGCAGGUGAAUGAUGUCGAGGCAGGACUGGGAGAGUAUGCGCAUUGGGGUGCGACGACACAAGAUGUCACCGAUACUGCAACGGUGCUGCAAAUUCGGGACACGCUCAAGCUGGUGGAAACCUCAUUACAGAAGACUAUCGCCGCCCUGAAGGCGUUGGCGAUCAAGCACCGGACCACACCAAUGCCAGCCAGAAGCAACCUCCAACAAGCAGUCCCCAUCUCCUUCGGCUUCAAACUCGCCCGCCUACUAGCCACCUUCUUCCGCCACCGCUACCGCCUCGCCAACCUCCGCAGGAGCCUCCUCACCCUCGAGUUCUCCGGCGCAGCGGGCACGCUGGCUACCAUCCCACCCACCUCCUCCCACCCCGAAUUGGGCCUCGACGUGCAAAGCCUCCUCGCCAAGCACCUCGGCCUCGCACCCCCAACAAUAGCCUGGCAUACCGAACGCGACACCAUCGCCUCGUACGGUUCUUUCUGCGCUCUCCUCACGUCCACCUGCGCUAAAUUCGCCCUCGACGUCAAACUCAUGGCCCAGACCGAAGUCGGCGAAGUCUCUGAGCCCUACGUCCCGCACCGCGGCUCAUCUUCAACGAUGCCCCAGAAGCGAAACCCCAUCUCAUGCGCAUACAUCACCGCCAUGAACGCCACCGUCCGCCAACUGUCAGCGAGUUUGUUCGAAGCCAUGGUGGAAGACCACGAGCGGAGCACAGGGCCAUGGGAGAUCGAGUGGAUCGUAUUGCCACAGAUCAGUACGCUGACGCACGCGACGGUGGUCAAAACGCAGGAGUUAGUGGAGGGUUUAGAAGUCCACGCCGACGCUAUGCGGCGCAAUCUAGAUAUUACGAAGGGUGCCGUAGUGAGCGAGGCGGUGAUGAUGGGAUUGGCGGAGAAAGGGCUGGGACGGCAGUAUGCGCAUGAUUUGGUGUAUGAGGUUUGCCAACGGGCGGCAAGAGAAGGCAAAGAGAUGAUUGAGUUGUUGUGGGAGGAUGAGCAGGUCAGAGCGGCGGUGGAGAGGGAGGAACUGGAAGGGCUGUGUGAUCCGGGGAAUUAUCUGGGGUACAGUGCUGUGAUGGUCGAUCGCGUUGUGGCGAUGUGCUGA
Messenger RNA from Cyphellophora attinorum, 1554 nucleotides. RefSeq lists its product as uncharacterized. Lineage: Eukaryota; Fungi; Ascomycota; Eurotiomycetes; Chaetothyriales; Cyphellophoraceae. The transcript has a single exon. The record is from RefSeq and is a predicted model, not a curated record. Bases 1 to 1554 code for a protein of 517 amino acids. Gene Ontology annotation, molecular function: catalytic activity.